This is a messenger RNA of Pipistrellus nathusii (Nathusius's pipistrelle), 1404 nucleotides long. The record is from the annotation of a GenBank genome assembly. Lineage: Eukaryota; Metazoa; Chordata; Mammalia; Chiroptera; Vespertilionidae.
AUGGGCUGCCCAGGAGGGACCGCCCUGUCUUUCCUUCUUGUUUUUGUGCCUGUCUACCUGCAUGGAGCUUGGUCGCAGGAAGCCGGCCCUGCAGGGCAAAGAAAACCGUUUUUCGAGAGGCUCCGCAGGCUGGAGGAACAGUUCCGGAGGUUCCAGGAGGUGACCUUAAUACACCUGCAAGCCGUCGCCAGGAACUACAACCUGUCCUACAGCAUCGAUGCCCGGUUCCAGAGCUUGGCCCAGGAGAGCCAGGCCUUGGCUCUGGCGGUCAACCAGUCGCAGGCCACUGUGCAGGGCGACCUGGGCCACCUCAAAACCUGGAUUCGGAAGACACAACGCAGAAGCCAGAAGGUGGACUCCAGGCUGCUGGCCUUGGGUGCCGCCCUGCGGGAGAGGACCCAGCAGCUCACCCGGGAGAGGAAAGAGCAGGCGGCGCAGAGGGAGGCAUUGUCCAGCCUGGCCCUGGACAUGCGAGCCCUGCAGGACACGCUGGCUCGCCUGACUGGCGUUGUCCAGAGCCAGGGCGUCAGGCUGGAUGCUCUCAAGGAGUGGCGUCCAGUGGCUUGCCCUGGCACCACAGACCCUGCCCGGCCUGGGCUGCCAAGCCAAAGCUCCCUGGAGCUGCAGGGGGACAGGCAGGUGCUCAGAACUUCGCCGGAGCCCCUGGGCCCACCUCGGGAUUUUGCUGGCCGUCUCCAGGGGACACGGGAGCCGCCAGGCCCAGGCAGCCAGCGGGCAUGGCGCCCUGAGAGCCUGGGAGAGAUCUGCAACGUGGGCCCUGCACUCGUCUUCCCAAACACCUCCACGGAGAACGUGGUCUUCCUGAGCCCCGGCUUCCUCUCAGGCCUGCGGGCCCUGUCUGUGUGCAGCUGGGUCCGAACGGCCUCAGGCCGCCUGGGCACCCUCCUCUCCUACGCCACCGCCGAGAACGACAACAAGCUGGUGCUGCACGGCCGGGACUCGCUGGCCCCUGGCUCCAUCCACUUUGUGAUCGGAGACCCGGCCUUCAGGGAGCUGCCUCUGCAGCCGCUGCUGGACGGCCAGUGGCACCACAUGUGUGUCAUCUGGACUUCCCUCCUGGGCAGGUACUGGCUCCACGUGGACCGCAGGCUGGUGGCCACCGGCUCCCGCUUCAGGGAGGGCUAUGAGAUCCCCCCCGGGGGGUCCCUGGUGCUGGGCCAGGAGCAAGACACUGUAGGGGGUGGGUUUGAUAGCUCGGAGGCCUUCGUGGGGAGCGUGGCUGGCCUCGCCAUAUGGGACCGGGCGCUGGUCCCCGGGGAAGUCUCACACCUAGCCACGGGGAAGGAGUUCCCGCCGGGCGCCAUCCUCACACUGGCCAAUGCCGCCUCGAUAGGCGGAUUUGUGCGGAGGGUGAACUGCACCUGCCUGGAGCUCUGCCCAUGA